UCACAUCAGGGAAGAGUGACGAGCUGGGACGAUCCAGGCAGUCCACCUGGAGAUCAACGGCUGGGCGUGGCCCGUCGCUGCGCUGAUAGGAUCCGGUUCUGGAGUGGAGUCCCCGAGGGGUCAGGAGCGGGGGGAGAACGGAGGAGCAUAUAAAAUGCCAAGGCCUCCUUCUCCCUCCGCACCUGGCUUCCAGAGAGGACGAGGAGGGAGGAACACGGGCACAGGGGCGUCCGGAAUUUCCUCCGAUUCCGUUUACCGCGAAACCUCUGCCUCGAAGAAUCCAUUCCUCUGCUUGAUCUGUAUUUCUCCUGGUGGAGAAGAGGAGCGGAGAAUUGCUAGUCCCGGAAGGUGAAUUGGAGGGCGCGGAGGCGCGCGCGGUGUUUUCAGCCCGUCGGGAAAAUGGAGAAAGAGGGGAGAAACCACUACCACACGCGGGGCUCCUCGCGCGGUGGCACCGCGGCGGAGCGCGACCUGCUGUUGCAGUGGGGCAACCGGAAGCGCCUGCGCUGCGUCAAGGUGCAACGUCGCGACGUCGAGGCCGCCGCCACCGCAGCCGCCGAGAAGGCCGCCAUCGGCCAGCGCCGCGCCGCCGCAGCGGCAGCAGUAGCGGCCGCGCAGCACCACCCAACCGGCCAUGCUCAUCACCGCGUCCUCAGGAACUCAGAAGAGUUUGCAACCAUGAAAUCGCCAGCGCAGCAACAGCAGCACAACAGCAUCCACAUGGUUGCUUCACCAGACAGGGAACACGCUGGUAGAGGUAGCAACAACAACGGAGUUCCACAGACCUUUCCAGAUGACAAGAAAGGCUCUUCAUCAGGGAGUGAGGGAUCCAUCUGGCCAAAGUUUGCAAUCGCCCUGUCAAACAGGGAAAAGGAAGAGGAUUUUCUGGUUUUCAAAGGAUCCAAGCUGCCUCAAAGACCCAAGAAAAGAGCCAAAGUCAUCCAGAGAACUGUCAAUUUUGUCUGCCCGGGAACGUGGCUUUGUGACUUGACUCUGGAAAGAUAUGAAGUCCGAGAGAAGAAGGUUUCCAAGAAGCGCCCCAGGGGAUUGAAAGCUAUGCACGAUAUGGACAGCGACUCAGAAUAAAAAAGAGUAACACUGAACGUGAGAAGGUGAGUAUUAGAAAGAAGGCCAGCACAGAUCCAAAUCCAACAGAUGAAGAUUGACGGCAAAAGCGUUCUGAUCGAAUGAUUGGUCAGUUCACCAUUUCUCGCGAUUGCUACUGGAGAUCAAUGUCUUCCAAAAGAACUUGAUGAAAUCGAGGAAGAGAGAAAUGCCAGAAUUUGCAAAGAGCAACACAGAGGGGCUGCAGGAGCAGGAACUUUUACAAGGCUGCUUUUGUUACUGUGAACAUUAGCUACGAUUUACUUCCUCUUGUAAAGCAGCAGCGCAUUUUUGCAAGCCCCUCAUGUUAGUAACGGCCGACUAAAUCUUCCGUUGUCAAAAGCCAAAGUAAUCCCGGGAGCAGUCCAGGUGCACGCGUAAUUUGCCAAGUUCUGACAAUAAACUUCAUAUGAAUCUGAAAGGGCCUUCAGGAACUCCUUUUUUCCCUCUUUUUUUUACCUCCUGGUGCUGUAACUGUUCAGUGUAUAUUCAGUCUGGAGCAUGAGACAGUGUCAAUUGUCAGUUGAUCAGGCAACAUAAAUGAUGGGGGAAUGGGGACCUCUUCUGUAAAAAUAGGAAGUUUUCAGUGAUUUUUAAUUUUUAUUACAGUUCCA
Molecule: messenger RNA, 1718 nt
Organism: Panicum virgatum (switchgrass)
Lineage: Eukaryota; Viridiplantae; Streptophyta; Magnoliopsida; Poales; Poaceae
Exons: 5
Coding region: 400-1086 (228 amino acids)
Source: RefSeq, a predicted model, not a curated record